Molecule: messenger RNA, 764 nt
Organism: Durusdinium trenchii
Lineage: Eukaryota; Dinophyceae; Suessiales; Symbiodiniaceae
Source: the annotation of a GenBank genome assembly
AGCUGGCUCCAGUGCCGCCCUGUCGCCCGCCCGGGGCACAGCAACUGCAGCUCGCUCCGUUGCCGGAGCGCCCACCACUUCCGCCAUGAGCGGCGGACCGCAUAUGACGAUGGAUUCCGGCGUGCGCCACUUCCAUCCCGCCGACAAUUACGAUGGCAUCAAAGAGAGACAUGUGAUGGUUGAUGUGGAUGGAGAGAUGAUCGAGGUAGAGAUUGACCCGAAGAACGGCCCAAAAGUUCUCAAGGUGGAUGGCAGCCCACCUGGGCCCAACGACUUCUUCAAGCUACCACGGUCCGCGAGGUCGACCCUCGACAUGUCCACCAUGAACGGUCACGACAAGGAUUGGACGUAUUAUACCUCAACUGAGAGAAAUCUGUGCGUCCUCCAAGCUGCUAAAGUCAAUAAGUGCCGAAAGGCCUUGGCCGUUCAAAAAAGUUUAGAGUAGAAGUAGAAGUAUAAAUAAUCGUAGGCAGGUCUGUGCUGGGCUAGUGUUGGGCUGUGCUGCUGGAUGAAAGUCCUGCGCCCUCGACACCCCAGUUCUUGCCAUGUGCAAUGGAUGUGAUUCUUGCCUCAGCUGAUUUUGAUAGUCUAGGGCUUAGUCAUGUUUAAUCCAUCAAUCAGCAGAGGUCCAACUUCUGCACGCGCUAGUGGGCAGGCUUCAGAAUGAUCACCUGCUACAGCAUCGGGGUAUUAGGUGAUUCGGGGUUGGUCAAGAUUCGAGUUGGUUUGGAGUUCUGUUUGCAUGCGCUGUAUGUCAACACUGC